AUGGAGUAUUUCGAUUUCGAUGAAGCCUCAUAUGGUUCCAACGUUCGUGAAGAUGAUGUUGCCUCGGACAAUCUCGAGUUCGACGAGAACGAGGCCACUGAAAACUACAACGCCAUCUUCCAGGAACAGAGCCUAGAGUUUCCCAACGACCUACCGGAGCAAGAUGCCGGUGAACUAGACAACGGCGUUUAUCCCAUGAGUCGUGCCGAGGAGCCAUGCGACUUUUGCAGGCACAUGAAUCUGGAUUGCUUUGUCGCAAAGAGUGGAGUGAUGCGUCAAAAUGGUUGUACUUGCUGCAUUUCGCUUUAUCGCGAAUGCAGCUUCACCCACGCUCGAGCACCCGGCAAAUUCUUGGAUACCUUACAUCCAAUCUCCGAGAAUACCUACAUUCAUACCGGUGGUCUGACCGGAAAGAAGGCGCUCAAAUCGUUGGGCUUCAUUGCUGAAGAUGAUGGCCGAGCGAGGAAAAGCAAUUCGAGACUGGCGCGGGAAGCGGUCCGCAUCCUCAAAGCAUGGCUCCAGGAACAUUGGGAGCAUCCCUAUCCAACAGAGCAGGAAAAGGACGAGUUACAGCAACGCACAGGUCUGAAGAGGAUGCAAAUAUCCAACUGGCUUGCUAAUGCUCGGAGACGUGGUAAAGUUCCUCCUGGGCCGCGCAACUCUUCCGCGACGGGCGCAAUCAACAUUCCCGGACAAAAAGGCGUGGACAUCACUUACAUGACACCCAUGGAGCGUUGGAAGCACUCGCCCCCUGAAAACGAACCCGCUGCCACCUCCGAUAUUCUGCGAGCCCUGGUCACGACCGACCUGAAUCAUGACCGACAGCGCGCAUCCAGACCAGGUCACGUGCGUUCCCUUUCCCGGAAGACUGGGUCUAGCAAUGACUCAAGCCAUGCCAACUCCAAUUUGUUCCAUGCUCCCUCGGUCAGUAGUCAGGAAACAAGUCGAUCGGCCACUCGUUCCUCUAUAUCAGACCUUUCUUUUGCCUCUGCCUUCUCCCACCGAUCCUCUCUCGGUUCCUUCGGCUCUAUGGAGCGGAAGGAACGCCGUCGCCGGCGCAAGCCCUCACUUCCCGUCAACACCUUCAACCAACAAAAGGCACGCAAUGCCCGCAUAUACCAAUGUACUUUCUGCACCGACUGCUUCCAAACCAAGUAUGACUGGCAACGCCAUGAGAAGUCACUACACCUAGCUCUCGAAAAGUGGACUUGCUCGCCUUCGGGGGGAGUAGCCUUCAUAGAUGGCGCCAACCGUUGUGUAUUCUGCAUGGCUGUUGAUCCCAACAACGAUCAUCUAGAGUCACACAAUUACAGUAUCUGUCAGGAGAAGACACCCGCAGAGCGGUCCUUUUACCGGAAGGAUCAUCUCAACCAGCACUUGAGACUGAUGCACAACAUCAAGUUUAACUCAUCCAUGAACGCCUGGAGGAGCACUCUGACAGAAUUCAAAUCUCGAUGUGGCUUCUGCGGGCUGAGUCUAACAACUUGGAAAGACCGAGUUGACCAUUUGGCCUCCCAUUUCAAGAAUGGCAGUACCAUGGCGCAGUGGCAGGGCGAUUGGGGGUUUGAACCCUUUAUUCAGGGUCUGGUCGAAAAUGCAAUGCCACCGUAUCUCAUUGGCGGCGAGCAGAAGACUCUGAAUCCUUUCAAGCCACCCAACGCUGCACAAACAACUGGUCUGCUUCAACCGGAAGAUGCGAAUUGUUAUAGGCGCCUGCAGCGUGAACUCACCGCAUAUAUCCACAACCAGAGGGCCGCCGGUAUCAUCCCGACAGAUCGAAUGAUACAGGACGAAGGCCGGCGAAUCAUUUAUGGAAGCGACGACCCGUGGAAUCAAACGUGCGCCGAUAACUCGACUUGGCUUAGCUUGCUGAAGCGAGACACAGGACUUGAAGUACUCCCUGGGUCAGAGCACAUUCAACUAUCAGACCUGGGUAUGCGACCGCCAUUUGCUGCUGCUGACGGCCUAAGACAGGCCCCAGCCGAAACCAGCAUGUUAUCCAGUCCCCUCUACCCCAGACAGGGCACAUUCAGUCCCGUGACCCCCAACUCUGGGCUCCAGAGCCCCGCAUUUAUGGGGCACGGUCGGUCUUCCUUUGCCGCGAGUGCUCCUGGGAGUUCCACUGGCAGCUAUGCCGAAAGUUCUGGCUUUCUCCCGUCUCGGCCCUAUUCCAGGCUGUCGGCUGACGUGGGGAGUACCCUGUCUGCUGGCAUUGCGUCCCUCAACACGCCUUUGAGCGGAUCUGUUGACCAAUUCGUGCAAAUGGGGUUCGAUCCCGAGUUCUUACAACAACUGAAUCAGCGGUAUGAUGAGUUACCGUUGGACGAUCUGCAGGGGCUGUGCUUUGAAGAGAGUAGUAGGCGUGAGAAUGAAGUUGGAGCUAGGAACGUUGGACAACAUCAGGUAGAGCCGACUGGAAAAGCACUGCCUUUCUCUACACCUGUCUCCGCUCCCAUAGCCAUCCCCGGUAUGCGGAGCUCUGAUGUGUUCAUGUCCGAUACGGGUCUCAACGAGGAGCUUGCACCAACGACGGAUCAGGGAUAUCCAGGUAUGCAUGAGAGCCGAGAGCAGAUAUAA
Aspergillus luchuensis is the source of this 2577-nucleotide messenger RNA. RefSeq names its product putative homeobox and C2H2 transcription factor. The transcript has a single exon. Lineage: Eukaryota; Fungi; Ascomycota; Eurotiomycetes; Eurotiales; Aspergillaceae. The coding region runs from base 1 to 2577 and encodes 858 amino acids. Gene Ontology annotation, molecular function: DNA binding. The record is from RefSeq and is a predicted model, not a curated record. Gene Ontology annotation, biological process: regulation of DNA-templated transcription.